This is a messenger RNA of Nymphaea colorata (pocket water lily), 3161 nucleotides long. Its product is annotated as glycine-rich RNA-binding protein RZ1C. The record is from RefSeq and is a predicted model, not a curated record. Lineage: Eukaryota; Viridiplantae; Streptophyta; Magnoliopsida; Nymphaeales; Nymphaeaceae. Gene Ontology annotation, molecular function: zinc ion binding; RNA binding. The coding region runs from base 2192 to 2935 and encodes 247 amino acids. The transcript has 3 exons.
UUUAACCGGAACGGGGAAGAAGGAUGGCGGGAAAGGAGGACGCCCGCAUCUUCGUGGGCGGUUUGGCGUGGGAGACCACGGAUCGACAGCUUGCUGACACCUUUAGCCGGUUCGGCAAGGUUCUUGACGCUCAGUUGUGGAUUUUGGGAACUCUGGAACGCUUCCAUGAGGUUUGAUUAGUUGGUUGGUAUGCUGGGAGAGCAUGCUUUCCGGUUGCUUGCACGACCUUUUCUUGUGCCUGUUCUGCUAUGCGUGUAGUUCUUCUCCGUGGAUCUGCCAGGUUUAAGCAUCUUGGGGAGUAUCAGAAAUGGCACCACAGAGCAGAGGUUCUCUGAUCAGAUUGUAUAUUUAUUGUCUGUUGUGUUUGACCAUUCGACUUGGUGCAUCUCGCGAUGAGAGUGGUUUUAUGAGGAUUUUGUUGUUGAUUUGUACAUGUUUUUGCGGAGAUUGUUAGGUUGGUGUUGGCGUUAGUUUUUCUUUCAGGCAUGGACUUCUCCAGUGUGCCGGCGCAGGCAUCUUCUAGUGUAUGCUUUUGUGUUUAAUCGUGUCAGAGAUCAGCAUUCUGAAGAAAGCAGCAACUAACGCUCUUGUUUUAGGAUAUGUUUCGGUGAUGUAGUUUGUUUGAAGAUUUUGAGUACAGCCACCACAAUCAAUCUGAAUAGUAAGUUGUAAAAAGGGAGAGAUCUAUGGACUGGAUACAUCUACCAGAUGGUCUUUUUGGUUGGUUAUAUCUGGCAGUGGCUGAUUAAUCCGGUGGAAGAUGUUGCUGUCCAGUAGUCUUCAAUAUAUCAGAGUAUGCAACUGCUAGUGUAAUUUGACCGAUCAUAUUUUUGGGGUGGAUAGGUUAUGCUCCACAGAAUCAGUCUUUCUGCUGAUCUAUUAUCUUGCAGUUUCCCGAGGAAAUUUGUUUCAUCUGUUUUGAGAAUUUACAUAUUAGGAACAACUUGCGAAGACUGCAGAUAUAAUAUUGAAAGUGUUUUUAUUGUAUAAUGAAUGGUUGACACGUCAAGAAAUUUGUGUUCCGCUAUUUAGGGCUUAAUUUGCCUUUUACAAGUCCCUGGUCUGAGCAUUAUGGUGCCAUGACUGUUUGGCCAGACUUGGAACUCCUCUAGAGUUGCUAGAUCUUGAUCUCCACUGUUGUUUUUGUGGCACGCAAUGUAAGGUGCUAUUUGUGUCAUAGAACAUGUCCAAGUGUUUCUUUAGAACCGAAGUCUUCAAUUAUGAAGCAAUAAUUUUGACAAACUAAAAGUCUCAUCAUGAGUAAUCUAUUUUUUCCCCUUCCCCUUGGAGUAUACUGAUAGCAACGUGAUUGAAGAAUCAACUGCAGAUCAGUAUUCUCGGUGUGCUUGCUGUCGUUGGUGUGUGGCAGAACCAAGCAGUGGCUCAUUCUAGUGCAUGUUUCUUCAUCCAAUAUGCUAUCAACUUGGGAAAAAGUCAUACAUUGUACAUUUGGAAGAAAUGAUGUGUGGGAGCAACACUGGGACAAAAUUGAUGUUCCUGAAAUUUUUGGAAUUAUGCUCAACAUUGUGGAGGGCUUUGGUUUCACAUAAUUUUUUUCUCCAUGGAACUAUCCUUAAGUCCUCAUUAGUGACAGAAAACCCAGUAGCCUGUGAUUAACCAGUGGAGUUACACAGUUUUUUUCCCUUUUUCUUGGUAAAUCGAACAAUAUACUUUUUACACACAGCACCAGAUGCAGUUAGAGCCUGACAGCGGAACUCUGAGUGAAGCGUAUCAGAAAUACUUUUAGAAUUUUGCCAAAGAUUGACAGUGCACAUUGGGAGUUGGUGUUGAACUUGACUGGCUGUUGUUGUUCAAUGCCUAUGCGACCCAUGUUGGCUUUGGCAGAAGUUCUUGUGCCUACUUUCAGUCUGAUGCUGGCAGACGUACUACAUUUAGAGGAACAUUUUUUGAUAGAAUAAUAUCUUAGUAGCCAGAGGAAAAGAAUGCAAAUGUGAUUCUUGUGUUCUCACCUUCAACCAGUUGUCAGCUUGUUCAUGAUAGUCUAACUCGGGUAGUCAAAAUUUGAUGCUAUAUUUGUGAGAUGAAUUUGCUGGAGGAUCUCAGGUUGGAAAUUUGCUGUUUUGUUCUUUCUGUUGUUUUGUGUUAUGGUUGGGGAUGACAUUGAAUUGGAAGAAAACACCACUUUCCACAAGUUCAGAAGCUGCCGUCUAAGUAAGAACUCAUACUGGUUAUGCUGGAAAGAGGUACAAAUCGUCCUCGGGGAUUUGGGUUUGUGACCUUUUCUGACCGACGGGCAGUGGAAGCUGCCAUAGAUGAGCUGCAUGGGAGGGAACUGAAUGGACGAAUUAUAUCUGUGAAUCGAGCUGAGCCAAAGCUUGGAGAGAGUGGCACAGGAUAUGGUGGUGGUGGUAGUGGUGGUGGUAGCCGUGGGAGCUAUGGAGGGGGAGACAGAGGGGAUCGGGGCUAUAAAGCGCCUGUUGGACGUUCGGAGUGCUUCAAGUGUGGUCGUCCUGGCCACUGGGCCCGUGAAUGCCCUUCUGCUGGUGGUGGUGAUGAAGGACGGUUCUCAUCACGGUCAAGGUAUGCAGGUGGACGGGGCGACCGCUUUGGAGGUGAUCGUUAUGGCGACCGCUAUGGUGAUGAUCGUUAUGAUGGUGGCCGCUAUGGAGACAGAGACCGAAUUGAUGGUAGAGAUAGCAGGUAUGGCGGCCGUGAUGCUCGUGACCGUUAUCCAAGUGACAAAUACCCCACUGGAGCUGAUCGUUUUAAUGCUGACCGCUAUGGCGCGGCAGAUAGGUAUCCUCAGAAUGGAUACAACAAGGACAGGGGUUAUGAGAGGGAAGGUGGGAGGAGCUCGGAGCGUUACGGUGGUGGCGGUGGCCCAACACGUUAUGAAGGAAGUUACCGAGACAGGCCAGGCCCCUAUGACCGUCCUGCACGUGGGCGGCCCCCGUCGUUCGAGGAUCGUUAUUAAAGACGAUGACCUUCUCUAGGAGCAUUGUCCUUUUGAUUUUCGCUGCUAGUUUCCAGUCUGUAUGUAUAGCUGAACCACUUAACAUUCUGUGGUGACAUUAGAAUAUGAUGAUGGGGUGGCCUAUGGUUAGUACUAGACCAGGAUCAGUAGAUCCUUUUUGGCAUUAGGGUAACGUUUCUUUCUGUAUGAUUUCUGCUAAGAACUAGAAGUGUGUUGGCUUUUCUCA